AUGUCGCAUCACCACGAAAACGUCACUAUCGAGACGCUCCCAGAGAUUCUCAAACAUGACAAUAAGGUGAAGCUCGCCGGCAUCGAUGUCGAUGGCAUGCUGCGCGGCAAGCUAGUGUCCAAGAACAAGUUCUUGUCCAUCGCGAAGUCGGGCUUUGGCUUUUGUUCCGUCAUCUUUGGCUGGGAUAUGCACGAUAUGACGUACAUUCGGGAGCUCAAGAUCAGCAACGCGGAGAACGGCUAUCACGACCUGAUUGCGAUUCCUGAUCUUUCCAGCUUCCGGCGCAUUCCUUGGGAAGAUAACGUGCCCUUCUUCCUCGUCAGCUUCUACGACCCAGACACUGAGAAACCCAUUUGUGCGUGCCCCCGUGGCCUGCUGAAGGGGGCGCUGGAGAAGCUGCAAGCCAAGGGCUACGGUGCCAUGGCGGGAGCCGAGUACGAAUUCUACCAGUUUAAGACGCCCACCCGCUCUUCCGAGUCCUCGAGCUCCACAGCCGGAUACCUACAAGAGAACCCUCCCCAGGCUUUGCCGUCUUUGACCGAGGGCAUGUUUGGGUACAGCUUGACCAGAACAGUACACAAUAAGGACUACUUCUACGAUGUCUUUGAGAGCUGCGCCCAGUUUAAGUGCGAUAUCGAGGGAUGGCAUACCGAGAGUGGCCCUGGUGUGUUCGAGGCAGCGCUUGAAUUUGGCGAGAUCCAGCAGAUGGCGGACAGAGCCAGCUUGUUCAAAUACGUUGUCAAAUCCGUCGCGACCAAGUACGGCAUCACCCCGUGCUUCAUGGCGAAGCCGAAGCAAGGCUUGCCUGGAAACAGCGGUCAUAUGCAUGUUUCCAUCGUUGAUAAGUACGGCAAGAACCUUUUCGCCAGAGAGACCACAGACGAGAACCCGCCUUACCCUGAUGUGGCCGGACUUUCUGACCUUGGUCGCCACUUCCUUGCCGGUCUCCUGGAGGGUCUUCCAGACAUCAUGCCUCUCCUGGCCCCUACAAUCAACUCGUACAAGCGGCUAGUCGAGAACUUCUGGGCGCCAGUAACCGUCUCAUGGGGCCUGGAGCACCGCGCCGCGUCGAUCCGUCUUAUCGCUCCACCAACAUCCAAACCCGGCGCGACUCGCUUCGAAGUUCGUGUUCCCGGAGCUGACACUAAUCCUCACUUUGUUCUGGCUGCUAUUCUUGCGCUUGGAUGGCGAGGCAUUGAGAAGAAGCUGGAGAUCCCGUGCCCGCCACUGGGCAAGGGCGAGGAAAUCGGUGGCAAGAGCGAUCAGGGCACCAGACUCGCCAAGAGUCUGCGUGAGGCGAAUGACCGAUUCACCCGCAAGGAGAGCAUAGCAAGAGAGGUGUUUGGUGACGACUUCGUAGACCACUUUGGAGGAACGAGAGACCACGAAAUUCGCCUUUGGGAGGAGGCUGUGACAGACUGGGAAGUGAAGCGGUACAUCGAAACUGUAUAA
Molecule: messenger RNA, 1452 nt
Organism: Colletotrichum truncatum
Lineage: Eukaryota; Fungi; Ascomycota; Sordariomycetes; Glomerellales; Glomerellaceae
Product: Type-1 glutamine synthetase 2
Molecular function (GO): glutamine synthetase activity
Source: RefSeq, a predicted model, not a curated record